Messenger RNA from Rhipicephalus microplus (southern cattle tick), 9422 nucleotides. Its product is annotated as transmembrane protein 19. NCBI's taxonomy places the organism in Eukaryota, Metazoa, Arthropoda, Arachnida, Ixodida, Ixodidae. The record is from RefSeq and is a predicted model, not a curated record. Gene Ontology annotation, cellular component: membrane.
CGUGUGUGUCGUGUGUGCGGUCUGUAUCUGCCAGCGUACUGUGCGAUCUGUGCUGUAGUUGGUUUGGCGGUUGUCAACGCCACCAGUCGUGUACGGAACAGUGCGAUGAAACUAACGACACUCUUACAAAAGAUCGUAUAACGUCGGAUCCCUUUUCUCUUCUUUUCUUUCCACUGUAACAUGCUUUUAGUUAUCCUCCUCGCCGUGACGCUACCUCUAUCAUUGGCCAUUUGGUCCUUGUCAGUGGUUUCGUCUUGGUACACUGAAAGUGUUGCGCCUCCCACACCUCUGCGAUUCUUCUUUUCCGCGUUCAUUCCGAUUUUAAUAUCAGCUUGGGCAUACAAAAGGAAAAGCCUCGACAUUUCAGGAGCGUUGUGUGGUGUGGUAGUCGGCUUCAUUUUGACCUUUAGCAGCUAUCUGUUUCUAGCGAGCCUAUUCGCUUUCUUUAUUUCAUCCUCUCGAGCAACAAAGUUUAGAUCCGAGCUGAAAAAGAAGUUCGAACCGGACCAUAAAGAAGGAGGGCAGCGAAACUGGGUCCAGGUACUCUGCAAUGGUGGCAUUGCAACGGAGUUUGCUCUGUUGUAUGUGCUAGAGUGCGGGAUGGGCGAAAGGCUGGUGGAUCUGGGCAAUGCGUGGCAGUGCACCAUCCUCUCGCUGGCCGUACUCAGCGCCCUGGCCGAGAGCUGUGGAGACACAUGGGCGUCGGAAUUUGGCAGCGUGCUCUCCAGGGGAGACCCUUUCCUCAUCACAUCGUUUCAAAGAGUACCCAGGGGUACUAAUGGGGGCGUUUCCCCGGAAGGCCUGUUGUUCAGUGCCCUGGGCGGGGCCUUCAUAGGCUUGGUUUAUUACCUUGCCAUGGCUCUGUUUGUGGGUCCGAGCAGCCUGCAGGCAGCGUCGGCACAGUGGCUGGUCAUCCUCGUAGGCACCUUGGCCGGCUUUCUCGGAUCCCUGCUGGACUCCUUCCUUGGAGCAACCCUGCAGUUCUCAGGUGUGCAUGCCAAGACAGGCCGGAUAGUCGAACGUCCUGGACACAACAUCAAACACAUCUGUGGUGCCAACAUCCUUGACAAUCACUCGGUCAACCUGUUGUCCAAUCUGGCCACAGCUUUCGCAGUACCCUUGAUUUCAGUGAACUUGUUUUCGUUCCUUCGAUAAUUCGCGAUUGUUGGACUCCUUUUUAUGCCGCUCUGUUGAUUAAUGAGAUGAGCUGAAUGUAGGCAGUGUUAUUUUGUUAAUGGCAAUCAACUUUGGUUGUGUGGCACACGCAACAGUUUUUUGUAUUUAUUUAUUAUUAUUUUAUUUUUUGUCAGCUCUUGCCACUUUGUGUGCGGUGUUGUUGUGAAAAGGCUUAGCAAUAAUGUGUUACUCCAUCAGUCAGUGCGUAGUAGUAAGUUUUUUGCUUAAAUGUCCCAUGAUUUGUUUUGACGAAGAAGGAGGGAGAAGGCAUGUAUUCAAACAAGCCACUGAUUAACAUUGACAGCCUGCCACUAUGUGUAGCAGUUCUCAGAACGGUACGAGUACUAUCAGGCAGAUGUAAAAAGAACUUCUGCCUGCCACUUCGCAUGAAAGGUCUUUCUUUUUCUUCCAAAGAAAUCAAACAAACAAGCGCCACUCUUCCAUGCAAACCUCAUUCCAUAUUGUGGUUACAUGAAUAGGCUACAUUGAGCGAUAUAAAUGCGGAAGGGAUGACUGUAGCACAUUACUAGACUAAAAUGAUGUGUCUUUCUGAGGUCUAUUCUCUCGAAACUACGUGUUUUUAUUAGCAUUAUCUGUGGCAGCUAGCUACUAAUAUAACAGUAUUCUCAUGUUAAGUGUCUUGAUUUCAUUAAUGGAAUUCACUUUAUCAAGCAAGUUGAACUGGCACAUUUGUCACAAUUGGACAACGAUAUGAGAGUAGCUAAGUGAUCUUGAGUAGUCUUCUGCAUAUUUAUUUUUUAUUUUUCUCAAUCCUUUCAGAAGGAAAAGUUGGGUUUUUUUGCAUCUCUACUGGUGGAGUAACAAUGCCUUCAGUUUCGUGCAUGCAGACAGUGUUUCCACACAUGCAAAAGUGAGCAAAAGCUUUUUCGUACCUUUUGAUCUCAAUUUAUGCUCCACCAAAAGAAGCUGUUACUGCUUUAACACGUAACAGGUGUUAACAACAGCUGUACUUUGAGAAACUGCUGCUCUCUCUCUCUCUCUUGGGAGGUUGGCUUUUGAAGUGCUGCUGGUUUCACAAACCCAAAGUCUUUGUCAUUUUGCAUGGGUCAGUAUGUGGCUUGGUAGAAAGCUCUGGCCUACAGUAUGUUGUCAAAUCAUGCUAGUUCUUAAUUAUUUUUCCACAUAAUCUUCUAUAACGAGAGGGAAAAGAAAAAGGAAGGAAAGGUCUUGCCUGGUUAUAAUCAGCAGAAAGAAAAAUUGUAGACGUGAAAACAGAUAAGGUGUAAAUAAUAAAAGAACAUCCGGUGCAUCGACAUAUUCGUCGCCAAUCACCAGAAUUUGUACAUGCCAUCUGCCUCAAAUAAGGCUUCUGCAAUCGUCUGCGUAGAAUUGGGAUUAGGCCACGGCCCCAGGAUACUUUUUGUAAAAGAAGUAUGUAAUCUGAAUGCCUGAAUCUAGCUUCUUGAUUGCAUUAAGCAUCGAGGGGAAGGUGCUGUAUUUUCGCGUCGCACCUUUAAGAAUUUCAGUCUCUUGGCCGUGAGGAGUCGGUAAGUGUGUGCUAGUGAGAUGUCCAAUGCACAUGACGCAGUGAAGAUGUUUCAUAUGGGCUUAGGUGGCAGGCGAUGUCUUGACUAAAGGUUGCGUUAAUAAGAGUGAAAGUUGACGAAGCCUAGUGAAUUCUGUUGUCGAAGUGUGUAGCGCGCGAGUAAUCUGGGUUUCCGCCCAUGAUCAGUUCUCGAAAGUGCUAUAUGCGCACUCAAGUCUUGAUGGUGAGCAGGAAACGCAGCUGGGUCUGUGCUGUUAUCGCCGAAUCCACUGAAUUUGCUCAGCAGCUGUAGAAGAAGUCAUAUGUUUGGUUCAUAUUCUGCUAUAACGAACUGUGCUGCAAAUUAUGGCUCUAUUUAUUGUAACGAGGUUCAAGUAUCCGGCCCACAUUAAAUAUACUGCGCUAGUUUUCUAUGGGCCUUUUGUUUGUCCAUCAUAGUACAUUUGGAGAGGUGAUUUUUUGUGGUAACAUGGAGGGUGUGUGGUGGUGGAGAAUAAGUGCAAAGAGAUAAGUGAGGUGAACGUAGAGAACGUAGAAAGCUGGUAAAGGCAUAAGCAUUCUUAAGUAUAUUGUUUAAUAAUAAAGAAAAGUGCAUUUUGUAAAGUUGGCAAGGCUGAACUUAUCUCAUAGAACACUAACCACAGCAACCUCUGCCUCUUAAUGUCAUCUUUCCAUUUUAUUACAAUACCGCAGUUCAAACAAGGCACGGUGGCUAAUUUAAUAGUUGGCACAAGAUAGCUGCUGCUGUUGCAAUUUUCUUUUUCGCUUUGCAGUGUAUAAGUCCGAUGUAAUCACUGUGUUGUCUCAUCUCUAGUCUAACUAGGGCAAUGAAAACAAAUAAUCAGAACUUCAUCUUUGCUUUUCGCAUGCUAACUUGCAGCAGGGAAUGUGCACGUGGAGACACAAUCAGGAAGUUCUCUUUGUCUCUGAUCCCUGUCAGUACACUUAUGUAAAAACACACGUUUUUCUGUGAUUUUAUACACCGAAUCCGUCGCUAAUAAUACAGGCAUGCUUGUUUAAGCAUCUGUGGCUGUUGGGAAAACUCCACUCUUCCCUUUUCGUUAACAGUGCUUUCAGAUUGAAGUGCAAUUAUUUCGUAUGAUUUUUACUCCCUCACUUGCAUCAGAUCCUGCAUUACCUCGAGCAGCCGGGUUCAUAGCAAAAUUAUGAAUAUGCCGCAUUCGUACUUUUAACGGCACAUUUCAAUCCAUGAGCACUGCACGUGUAAUAAAACGGGCAGAAACUGUCACGUGGAAACAGUCAUUAACAACUUUCAGUGUAAGUGAACAGCUGCACUCUUCUAAAAAGCUUUUCGCCUUGUUGACGGAAUGAUGCACUUGAGGGUGCAUGCUUGUUGUAGUGAAGUUAUUUGGGCCCUGUAACUGCACUACAUAUAUACACUCAAGCCUCAUUAUGACAAAGUAAUGCUGUAUCUAUUACAAAGCUAUUCUUCACUUUGCUAUAAACAAUAUUUCAUUAGUAUAUCUGAGUUCGUUAUAUUGAGAUUUAAGCGCAGCUAAGAGUCACGAGCGUCUCAAGGUGCUAUAAUACAGUUGAUGUUCGAUGACAAUUGUGCUACUGGAAUGCAAUUGCACGUGAACGUGUGCUUUUUGGGUCAGCGCCGUUGCAUUGGCAUUGGAAAACCUACCACCACCAACCUCUGACCACUACGAUAAUAUGCGAAGAGCCAAUGAAAGCAUUCAGUUAGAAACUUUUAUCAUGCAAGCUCUUUCACUGGAUGUAGCCAUACCAUUCUGCUGCUUACCAAAAAAAAAAGGUCUCUUAGAGACACAAUGACAGUAGCUAUUUUCUAGGCUUUAUUCUGCCAUUAUGGUCUUGGUCAUCACGAAACUCACGUACACACGAGCCUAGAUGUCCCCUGCUUGCUCGUCAUUUUAAUGUUGCUAGUGAGCUUGUUGAAAGCAAGGGUGCAGUUCUGAUACUUUAUUUUUUGUUGUUCAAGCAUCUUUAUGGUCUUACACAGUGCGUUUUUGUGUCCUCCCUUUCUCGGUACCAUCUUUUUUUUUAUGCUGUUGUUCGAGUACCAUGGAUUACAAACUUGGUCAUUGUUCAUCUAUUAUAGAAUUGAUUUAGGGCAGGCAUAUGUUGCGACAGUAUUUUAUGUUUGUCCGAGUUCGAGCAUAGGCUAAAAGACAAUUAGCUGAUUUUUGGGAAUCUUGAUAAUAUUUUAGUCCUACGACCACAACCGUCGUUUGGCUUCUUUGCAUUUCCUUUCCUGAACACCUCUGCGCUUGCCACAUUUCUAUCAGCAGUGCUGUUUACGACCUGAAAGUACUGAGUGCCUGGCAUUAAGAAAAGGAAAAGGAGGCUGCAUAGUUGAUGAUCAAUGUUGGUGGCUAAGAAUGUCCCCCAGAAUGUGCAGCUGUUUUUUGGAGAAUACUGUCUUAUUCAGUGCAUAUUUAUGUGUCAUCAUCGUUCAGUUGUUAAACAAUAGCACCAUGAACUUGAUAUAGCCUUUUUCAGUUAUGAAAGCACGAAGGAGUUGCAACAAUUAUCCUUGUUACCAGUAUGAAUCUUGGAUAGAAUCUUACAUCAUUGCAGGUUUUUCUAGAAAGGCGUCGACUGUCCGCUACUGUGCUUACAAAAACAGCACCUUAAAGGAAAGGCUGCACAAUCCUCGUCACUGUACUAGCUAACAUGUAUAAUGAACAUCGUACUUUUUGCUUAGCACUCAGUGCUUUUACUUAGCACAAUAAUCCGUAAGACAAGUUAUGGAAAACUUCCGUGACCUGUGGCAUUCACACUUUGAGCUCAAUCUUUUCAUUUCUGCACGAACAAAAAGCUAAACGUGGGCUGCUUUUAUCAGCACUGUUAGCUUAAAUGACAAUCACAAAUGACAACAACGAUGCUGCUAAGGUUGUUUAACGAUUAUGUACGUUUAGGCAUAGAUGUGUGUAUAACCAGUUGUUAGUGGUCAGUCGUCAUGUACUUGUCUUAUCUAAUGGGACUUAAUCGAACACCAGUACCUGUUAUGGCACUGUUUGUCUUUCUUGAAGCGCCAGCAUAGCAGAAAAGCUUGCCUUUAUCUAUGAUCAUUGGUCAUUUAUGAAAUUGUACCAUUUACAGACUGUAGUGGACGGUGAACCAUUGGUACUGUCAGUCCCACCUAACUCUUGUCAUCUAUGUUGGAGGCAUCAUGACUAAAUUGAUGCUUUGUUAUAAUUGGUUCUUAGGGCUCAUAUUACCUGCUGUUGACGGAACACAUUGUAUUCAUGUUAUCUUUCUAAGUGUUUCACUGUAACUGAUAGUACGUAGAAUGUGUACACUGUUUUGUCUGAGAUGUGUGGGUGGUUUAAUUCGAGCAACCUAGAAGCCACACGUUCCAUGCUUCUGUAUUUCUUGCCUUGAAUUUACAGAUUUGUUACGCACGUUGGUUUUGGGUCAGUUAGGUGGUGCUUUUAGCAAUAUGUAUAUCUGAUAUGAUAGUGCAAUACCUUUGCUAGUGUAAAUGCCUUUUGCUACCAGUGCUUAGAUUGAAAAAGAAAGGGGGGGGGGGGGGGGCGAGUGGGAGGCUGAAAAUAAUCUUCUUGACUUUUGUAUGUAAAACAGAAUAAUGAGACAAUCAACUCAUGAUUUACUCCCCGUUAUUAAGUAGCAAGUGCAACCACAAAAUUGUUGUUUCUCAUGCUGUACAUGUGUUAAUCAUUUGCACAAUCAAAAAGUGACGUGCCGAAGCUGGCUGUUGCACUGAAGGCUGGAAAAAGAAGGAUCCGAUGGGAGACCAGUUUACCAGGUGCAUUAAUUUUGUUUCAAUGAUAAACUGAAACCUUCACACGAGUUUGGCAUGUGCAUCAGAUGCAUGACCACAAUUUUUCUUUUGCUUUUAAAUAGUGAAUUCUUGACUUUACUGCACCUGGCACUCAUCUUUCUGGCUUUCUAUCUGUCUCAAAGCCCUCCUUUUUAACACUCUUUACCACAGCUCAUUAUCUUACACACCCCUUAUCUGAUAGUGAUCUGACAAUGCAAGCAAAGCAGUCAUUAACUCGCAGUCAGUAAAAAUAACUGCACAUAUUUUAGUACACUCAUUGUUAUGCACAGGUUUUGCCUGUCCGAUAUUUCAUUACCAUCAUUGAUUACUUAAAGCAUAUACAUUAGUUUUCUUUCUGCCUCCAGUCACGCUACACAUUCCUACAAUCUUAUAUCAUUGCACUAAUUCAGAUUCAGAAACCGUGCCCUGCUUUGAUUUUCUUUGACGAUUCAGGGAUCACGGCAUGUUCACAUAUGCUUGCUCAUUCAUGUUCAUUGUAGGCAGCACCUCGUAAGCUGGUCUGCUGUUAUGCCUCUGCAUGUACGCUUUUUCUAGUUGUACAUUAUUAGUAGGGAAUCUUGUACCUCUGUGUUAGCUAAGCCACCAAGCACUGGUCUCUGUGCGAAUCUAACUAGGAAUAUUAGGUGCUACUGUAUAAUGUAGAAUGUAAAAGUACCUUGCGAAACAGUACAGAUGGAGAUACGUUAGUCACAGUAGUGGUGCACACCGUUUCCUGUGUGGCGGUACAGCAACAAGUGCUAUAGAUUACAUAGCACCGAAAAGUAGCACACACUGGCUGUAUGCAAAGGUCUCCAGGCCAUACAUUUAGGUGGCACCAGGCAACAAGCAUCACACGCAAACAUUGGCAUUUGAGCCUCGGUUCAUUGUCAGAGUUGUCACAGGUGUGCGUAGCUUUUCAGCGUACGCUCAUCUGAACUCUCGUUUCACCCAGCGCUCUGGUGAAAAGAGCAGAUGCAAGCUUUCACCUUGUGUGUUGCAAGCUUGCUGUUUUGGUUGUGCAUAUCUAUCCUGCAUAAAACAUUUUUGGUAGACUUGUUACUAGCAGACACAAGGCAGUCUGCUUUGCUUUUGCAGGAGGUACUGUAGUGUUCAACCAACUGGCAUGGGUACACAAAAAAUGAGCCUAUACAUCAUGUUACACUGAGAUGUUGACCUUUUGCUCAUUCACGUCUGUUGCUGUUGGUAUGCUAGCGCGUUGCUGUCGAUAUUUGCCAUUUUUAGCGGCAGUGCAUUUUGGAAACGAAAUGAACCCAUCGAAUAUGUCUACAUGCCGUGACAAUCACUGAUGUAUAUUUGUACUCAAUGUAGUGCAAAUAUUUUGAUAUGGACAUAUUUGUGUGAUUGCCUCUAUGUGCAUAUGAAUACAUGUUGUGGCUUAGUGUUGUUCACUAGCGUCGUACAUAAGCAAGAGCGUGCCUUGCUCUAAUGGCAUUUGUUGGCACUAGCACACUCGCACAUUUGAAAACUUGAGAAACCAAUGUUAACGCACCUGUCCAGGCAAGAGUGUUCACAUUGCAAAUUGCCUGUAUACCCGUCAAAUUUAAAACUUUUUUAUUCUCUGUUUCUGGCAAAACUAAAUAACUUUGUGUGAACUGUGAACAAGAGAACGAGCUUAUUUGACCAACGAACAACAAAACAAAUAUAUACAUAUGAAUUGCACAACUGAUUAAGCAAAGUGUUAUAAAAGUGGGCAAAAGAAGCAGUUCGCUGCAAAUAUAUAUGUGUAUGUAUACAAACACACACAUACACACACGACCAAAAGAUAGAAAUAGAAGUCAUUUGCACAGAUUUUGGUUGAGAGAAAUGUCUGAGUGUUGUCAGUGUCAUUAUCUGAACAAUGGCAAAUGCGGAAGCGGUACGCGCUGUAUUGUGCCGCAAAAUCGGAAAGCAAACUCGUGCUCCUCGUUGCACCUCUCCGGUAUCGCCAGCACUAGUCGUGACGUCACAAGCACCGUGCGAGAAGGAAGAGCAGGGAGCGCACGUAUCUGCUAGCAGACGAGCAGGUUCUUGUCACGACGGUGACGUCACAAGAGCUUUCCUGCUAACAGGUACGCGCGCUACCCAUUAUGCGAGGAGGGGCACUCGAAGGGGAAGAGAGACGAACUGACGAACGGAAAGAAAAAAAAAAUCAAAACGCUGAGCGAGAGAGUCGUCUAAAUCAUGCACGUGUACUUCUGCCAAUUCUUUCACAUUCUAGAAAAAAAAAAAGAUGGUGUUUACGUGUUAUUGUGCACUCGUGCACGACUGUAGCGCCACAACAAAAUCAGGACAUUUGUGUGCUUUAUAUACACUAAAAACAUGCUUGUAAGCACAUGCUCACAUAACCAAUCGAUUUUUUUCGGCAAUGUUGGAUCUGACACGUUGAAAAUGAAUCUUGUGAUGGGAAUAAAUAAAUGUUUGUGUCUGUGUUACGUUUGUGUGGAAUUUCUCCAGAAUAGCGCAGUGAAUGGCGCGUGUGAUUUGAGUGAUUCGCUGUCUUAUUACUAAAGGGUGGUACAUUGUUCCUCCACAUAAAAACUAAGCACAUGUCGAGGGAAAAAAAAUGUAAAUUCGUUACCUUGUGAACUUCAUUGCCCUGUAAUUCUGGUGUUUAGAUUGCGCUAAUCAUGUCAGAAAUGUUGAAAUCAUUCCCUUUCAGCUACAUUUUGUGUAAAACAAUCGUAUAACAAUUUAUGUCCGAUUUUCUGACCAAAUUGCGGAUAUCGGUCUUUUGACUGAGGGCUGUAAGUACAGCCCAUUCGUGCGUCUACUGAUGUCGGCGGUAAAUGCAUGGAGGGGUUUUACUGCUGCUACCACGGGGAAGUGUCGUGAGCUCUAGGGGUGUGCAAAUAUUCAAAACAUUUGAUUAGCGAACAGAAUAGCUUUAUUUAUGUUCUAUUUGCAUAGCGAAUCGAAUAGUACAUACUCAAAAUGCCGAACAUGUUCAAUAAAAAAAAAAUUCAGUUAAAA